Vespa mandarinia (Asian giant hornet) is the source of this 2685-nucleotide messenger RNA. Its product is annotated as putative fatty acyl-CoA reductase CG5065. Gene Ontology annotation, biological process: long-chain fatty-acyl-CoA metabolic process. Lineage: Eukaryota; Metazoa; Arthropoda; Insecta; Hymenoptera; Vespidae. Gene Ontology annotation, cellular component: peroxisome. The record is from RefSeq and is a predicted model, not a curated record. Gene Ontology annotation, molecular function: alcohol-forming very long-chain fatty acyl-CoA reductase (NADP+) activity.
GCUUGUAAAAACGAUAUAGUACUAACAUAAUAUACAUACAUAAGUUCAUUGGAGUCUACUCAGGAGCUCAGUGAGCUCGUGAACUCUGUGUCGUUCACUGUUCUACGCUCGUCCGUAUUCAAUAUUAUUCACUUGAAAGGCCAACGUGUGAGAUCGUACAAAUUUUUUUCACGUGUUUUUCUUUUUUUUUUUUCUUUUUCUUUUUUAAGAUCGAAUAUAAUUUCGUAUCGGAGAAAAUACUUUUUCUUAUCUCUUUAAGGAAACUCGUUGUUGCAAAAGAAAAGAAAAAUCAUGGAAGAGUGUAGCGAGAUACAAUCGUUUUAUAAAGGCAAGACUAUAUUUAUUACUGGAGGAUCCGGUUUCAUGGGAAAGGUUCUUAUUGAGAAAUUAUUGUAUGCCUGUGACAAUCUUGAUAAAAUUUAUAUGUUAAUAAGGCCCAAAAGAGGUCACAGUCCAGAUUCGCGUAUAGAAAAUAUGUUCAAAUUACCGUUGUUCUUAAGAGUGCGAAAAGAAAAGCCGGAAAUUAUAAAAAAAGUGAUACCUUUAGUUGGAGACAUUUUAUUGAACAAUCUCGGUCUCACCGAUGAACAACGGGAGUGUUUAAUUAAUGAAACUCAAAUCGUCUUUAAUUUAGCAGCCGCGGUUAGAUUAGAAGCUAAAUUAAAGGACGCCAUCGAAUCUAACAUGGUCGGCACGAAGAGAGUAUUGGAACUUGGCAAGGCUAUGAAAAAGCUGGAGGCAUUCGUGCAUCUGAGUACGGCCUUCUGUCAUGUUGAUCAAAAGGAGCUCGGUGAACGAGUUUACGAUUCGCCGAGUGAUUCUCAGGACGUCAUAAGAUUUGUUCAAUGGAUGGAGGAAGACCUUGUCAAUCUCGUCACGUCUAAAUUAAUAGCCCCGCAUCCGAAUACUUACACGUACACGAAAUGUUUAUCGGAGAAACUGGUCGCUGAUGAGUAUCCCCAUAUGCCAGUUGUCAUAACAAGACCUUCCAUUGUUUUACCGGCUGUCAGUGAACCUUUACCAGGUUGGGUGGAUAAUUUGAACGGGCCAAUAGGUAUCAUUAUUGGUGCUGGGAAAGGUGUAAUUAGGUCGAUGCAUUGUAACCCUAAUUAUCAUGCCGAAGUUAUACCCGUUGACUGGGCAAUUAAUGCAUUGAUCGUGAUAGCAUAUAAGAUAAGCAUAGAUCGUAACAAAUUGAAAAACUGUCCGGUUUACAAUAUUACCCAGACAAGUAUGGACCGAAUGACAUGGGGUCAAAUUUUAAAGAAGGGAAAAGAGAUUAUUUAUGAUUAUCCUUUCGAAGGACAGAUAUGGUAUCCGGACGGCAAUAUACGGAACAACAAAUUCAUUCAUAAUUUGUUUGUCUUUUUCUUUCACAUUAUACCGGCUUAUCUAAUCGACUUCCUGAUGUUAAUAUUUUGUCAAAAAAGAUUCAUGGUACAUAUUCAAAAAAAAAUUUCAAACGGCCUCGAUUUCCUUCAAUAUUUCACCACGCGAAAAUGGAUCUUUCACAAUAUGAAUCUAUUGAUCUUAUGGGGUGACAUGAGUCCAAAGGAUAGGGAACUAUUUCAAUUUGAUACAACGAAUGUCGACAUGUUAGAGUACAUGAAGUUUAUUAUAUUGGGUGCGAGGCAAUAUUGCAUGAAAGAGGAUCUAUCUUCUUUACCGAGAGCACGCAUUCAUCAAAGAAUAAUGUACAUCAUUCACAUCACAACGGUAUAUCUGUUCUACUUCGGGAUAUUUUAUUUUAUAUAUGAACACUGCGAGUUUGUUCAGGUUUUCAUCGAUUACCUCAUAAAUAAGAUCAAGAUGCUGCCAUUGUUGGGUAAUGUUAUUUAGGAGCAUUGUGUUAAGAAGAAAAUACAAAAAAAAAAAAAAAAAUAAAAACAACACAAAAGGAAAGAUCCGUUGGAAAUCAUUUAUAGUCUCUUUGUAUUGUAUUAAUAUAAUAUAUUGUAUAUUUGAUUUAUUUGAAGUAGUAUGUUAUCGAUAAAAAACUGACUAAUUCUGUAUAUUUAUGAAUCUUUUUUUCUUUUUUUUUUUUAAUUUUUCUCUAUCUUUCGAUAUUUUUUCCCAUCUUUAUAUAUAUAUAUAUCAAAGUAGAAAAUCAAAAAAAAAAAAAAAAAAAAAAAUUGAAACAAAAAUAAAAUACAAAUAGAGAUGGGGAAAAAUAUCGAAAGAUAGACAAAAAUUAAAAAAAAAAAAAAAGAAAAAGAAAGAAAGAUUUAAAAGUGUACAAAAUUAAUUCGUCUUUUAUCGAUAACAAUAUCGACGAAUAACAUACUGCUUCAAAUAAAUCAAAUAUACAAUAUAUUAAUACAAUACAAAGGGACCCCAAAUGAUUUCCAAUAGAUCUUUUCUUUUAUUUUCUUUUUUUUUGUUUAUAUAUAUAUAUAUAUAUAUAUAUAUAUAUAUAUUUCAUUUGUACGUACAAGUAUUUAAGAUACGAGAAAUUGGAUUUUCGUGCGUUGGUGUGCUGUUUUUUGUUAAGGGAAAAAAAAAAGAAAAAAAAAAAAAAAAAAAAAAAAAAACAGGAAAGAAAGAAUCUUCUAAGGGAAUGAUCGUAGUUCGUAAAUAAAUUGAAGCUUCGUUGAGUACGUGGAUCUUAGAUAUUGGCCAAAUAUAGAUACGCCUACGUACGUCAAAGUAAAGAAAAAAAAUGUAUCAGAAAGAGAGAGAGAGAGA